Messenger RNA from Microplitis mediator, 2799 nucleotides. RefSeq names its product knirps-related protein-like. The record is from RefSeq and is a predicted model, not a curated record. The coding region runs from base 935 to 2080 and encodes 381 amino acids. Lineage: Eukaryota; Metazoa; Arthropoda; Insecta; Hymenoptera; Braconidae. Gene Ontology annotation, biological process: regulation of DNA-templated transcription. The transcript is spliced from 3 exons. Gene Ontology annotation, molecular function: sequence-specific DNA binding; zinc ion binding; DNA-binding transcription factor activity.
GGCCCACCUGUGUACUACGUGGUGGCAGCAGUCGACACUGCGCACACACUUGUUCGUUUAUGCGACUACACACUCAGUGAUUCUAGUAUUCUAGUGUAUUCAAGAUCGAUCGACGCACUCACUCUUCACAACUCUACUACCUACACACAUAGACGAUAUUUUUGUCGGGGCCUCAAGAGUAGAUCGAGACGAUCCACAGGCGAGUGACCCUUUACUCUGAGUGAGACCAGUGAUCAGCUAUUUAGUGUGCAGGAUCUUCUGAAUCUGCUCAUAUCAUCAGUGCUCUUGUUCUUGCUCCUGUUCCCGGUCGUUUAUAUUUUAUUUUCUACUCCGUAUAGUAGUAGUUUGUCAAUUAAAUCCACAAGUGUCCAGCGGUUUACUCACUACAAGACACCUCUACUCGCCAAGAGGUUACUCCGCUGGAAGUUCAUACGUCCACAUGUGGGGGCAAUAAGGGGAAGGAUAAUACACCCAAGAGAAGGGGUACUUUAAGCUAAGGUGAUUUUAAAAUCUACGAUACCACCAUCACAACAGAGUCAUUCACCCGUCGGUCAUCGUCGCAUCAACACCUUUGUUUUAUUAUUACUAUUAUUUUUUUUUUUUUCAUUAUUUUCCCACAAUUAUUUAUUUCCAUACUAAACUUUUAUUUUUCAAUCAUCUCGAAUUGAGUCAACACUUAGUGCUUGUGAUUGUGUUUAGUUUUAUUUUAUAAAUUAUUUUUACUUCCAAAAAAUCAAGACUAUUAUAAAUUUUUAACUACUAAAGCUAAGCAAUGACUAUUAUUUUAAAAUAAACAUUUUUUGGAUUUUCGAAUUUUGGUGAGUGAAGUGAAAAAAAAAAAAAAAAGUGGUUUUGAUUCCUUAAUGUCGGUUUUUAAUCGUCAAUUAAAAAAAGCCUGAGGAUAUCGUGUGACGUGCAAAAUUAAUAAUCAAAGAUGAACCAGCAGUGCAAAGUGUGCGGGGAACCGGCCGCGGGAUUUCAUUUUGGAGCGUUCACUUGCGAGGGCUGCAAGUCAUUUUUUGGACGAUCUUACAACAAUUUGAGCAGCAUAUCCGAGUGCAAAAACGGCGGAGAGUGUGUGAUCAACAAAAAAAAUCGCACAGCCUGCAAAGCCUGUCGGUUACGAAAAUGCCUUUUGGUAGGGAUGUCAAAAUCUGGAUCACGGUACGGCCGUCGCUCUAAUUGGUUCAAAAUCCACUGUCUUCUGCAAGAGCAGGCUCAGCAGCAGCAGCAGAACCAUCAUCAGCAGCAGCAAAAUCUCCCAAGCAGACCCGCGGCCCAAAACCCUAGUCUUCAGGGACUGCAGUCGCGCAGCAAAGAAGAUUCGCUCAUGCUCGGCAUAGACGACUACAAGAAUUCAACAUCUCCGUCAAUCAGUUCCCCAGAGUCCCACAACAGCGACAGCUCGAUCGAGGUGUCAGAGAGACGCGCAGCUUACGGUCUACACCCGGGGUUCAGGCCUCUGCAUCCACAUCUGGCUACCCCAGACCUCUCUACUCUCGGCAAAGACAUGAUGGGACUACCUCUGGGCUUUCCCUUCGGCAGCAUGCCCAUGAUGCCUCCCUCAUUCUUACCUCCCUCAAUGUCCAUGAUUUCUCCUUAUCUAUACGCCUCAUACCCACACAAUCCUAGUCUCAUUUCCCAUUCACUUAAUCCUUCAAUUUCUCAAAACACGCCGCCAUCAAUUACCGACGAUUGUAGAAACAAUAAUAAUAAUAAUCGAUACGUAGCGAACCACAACGUAGUCGAGGAGUUACCAAACAAAAAAAGAGUUUACUUGGACGCCGUCCUCAAGAGCCAACUGUUGCCGGCUGCGAAAAAACCCCGUCUAAGCUCGCCGAGAUUUGACGACAGCCUCGAACAAGAUUCCGACCGGUACGAGAACAGUUCACCUGAUGACUGCUUGCCGCCACAAGACACGCCGAUUGACUUGUCAAUGAAGACAACCAGCGUGAUUGUCACCAGCGAGGACUCGGAUGACGAUAACCACAACGAGGACGAUGUAGAUUUGGAAAGCGACCGCGGGAGUCCGUUUAUCAUCAGACGGCCAGCGCCGAUCGAUCUUACCACAAGAUCGUAAUUUAUGCGUAUUUUUAUACGUAAUCAAUCAGAAAUAAUAAAUAAUGAAUGCCACCGUGUCUCAAAGCUAAUCUAAAGAUUAAGAUUACUCUGAAGGAUAACAUUGUUAAAUGCUAAUCGAAUUUAUGACAUUUAAUUUACGGUUAAUAACGUAUUAACAUAAUAAUGUCGAUGUUUUGUGAAACUGUCGGAUUAACUUUUUAACUUCGCGUGACUUUGAUACACCUUUUGUUGUCUAUAUUAUAUUUUAAAUUGACACGAGUUAACGAUUGGCUUGUCAUUGGUGAUUAAUUACCAAUAAAUUUAAAAAACUGAACAAAAAAAAGGUUCAACUCGAAGAGUUUUAAAUAAAAUUACUGGAGACUAUUGAUCGUUUGGCAUCGCGUACAAACUAAAAAUUUUUUUAUUUUUUCUACGGUCAAUAUUAUAGUGAAUUUUGAAGAAUUUAUAAUUUUCACGUUGUUGUAAAUAAUUGUAUUAAUUAUUUUAAAGGCCAGUAAUUAUUGCUAUUGUUAAAUUAUAAUAAGAAUUAUAGUUUAAAUUAUUAUUGUUUAUUUAAAUAAAUAAUACAAGUGCAAUUAUUUAAUUUAUAAAAUUUACUGUACAACUUUGUACUGCGCAAUUGAAUUUAAGAUUUGAAAAAAUUGUAAAUAUUUAAGGUACAAGUUUAUGUUACUUGAUUUUUUUUUUAUUUUUAAUAAUUGAAAUGGGACCGAAGCC